This is a messenger RNA of Podospora pseudocomata, 759 nucleotides long. RefSeq lists its product as uncharacterized. NCBI's taxonomy places the organism in Eukaryota, Fungi, Ascomycota, Sordariomycetes, Sordariales, Podosporaceae. The record is from RefSeq and is a predicted model, not a curated record. The transcript has 2 exons. The coding region runs from base 517 to 759 and encodes 80 amino acids.
ACCAAGUGAGGGUUACACUGACGAUGCUUGCACCGCCUGACCUCGUUGGAUGACUGCGGGGGGCCUACAGUUUGCUGUGAGCCAUGUGAAGUGCCUUGUGUGUUGUCGCCCGGAUAUUCAGUCCAUGCUAUUGCCGAGGGCGGUAGAAAAAGUAGGGCAGCCAAUUGCAUCGGCAUCAUCGACCGAAGACAGUGGUCAAAAUCAUUCCAAUGGAAGCAAACGUGCAGCUUGUAUACCCCCAUAUACACCCAAUCAAAAUUACAGUUGAGAUAACAGAGACUGUACUUUGCAGUUGAGGCAAUUGCUUGGUGCAAGUAAAACUGUGUUUUGGAGCUGGACUGGUGAGGGGUUGAAGCUGGCUUUAAAUCCGCCAUCUGCUCAACUGUUGUGCUCUGCUUCUUUCUUUUCCAUCCAUCAAACCCUGUACAUUCAAUUCUCUGUGAAGGCCAGUGAUGGCCUUGGGCAGCAGUACCAUUUCAAGUUUCAUGUUGUGUCUGUCUUCAUUGACGGACACACAUGAGUGCUGUGGGCCCACCAUCACUGGCCUGGGGGAUUCAGCGCGGGCCACUCUCUUCUUCACUUCUUCCAGUUUUUGCCUUCCCUCUGCAUCGACCGUCGAACGCCUUUGUCUUGAUCACCAGGCAGUAUCCUUCCGCCAGAACAUCGCACUCCCGAUUGCGUUCUCGCAUCCCCACCUCAGCAACCAAGCUCAUCGGAAAUACUUGGAGGCUGUUCGUCAAGGUACUCGGUAUCCUUUGA